AUGGCAUCCUCUCCCUUGACCUGCCUCUCCCCCAAAAGACGAGAAGCAACCGGGGCGUCGGCGAGAGCCAUUCGGUCGCAGGCCGAGGUUUUCCAAGCAGCCCAAUCCAACUUUUCAGCGGGCAAAGGGCGUCCGGGGAUCCUCGCGCAACUUAAAAGGCUCUGCCGACGACAAAAGGACACAAGACUUGGGAAAGAACCAGAAGGAUUACUUAGGGUUAAGUUCCGACACGCAUUCCCUCUGGGUCGGCCGGGCACCCCUGGCUAUGGGCUCGGGAGCGGCUCGCGCGCGGUCAUCCGGGCCUCGUAG
Molecule: messenger RNA, 309 nt
Organism: Akanthomyces muscarius
Lineage: Eukaryota; Fungi; Ascomycota; Sordariomycetes; Hypocreales; Cordycipitaceae
Exons: 2
Coding region: 1-309 (102 amino acids)
Source: RefSeq, a predicted model, not a curated record